CUAGCUGGCUCCUCAGUGGACUCGUGCUUCUUGCCAGUUGCUGCUGCAUUCAAAUUGGCAGUAAGGUAAUUGGCAGUUCCGUGUAGAAGACGCAGCUCUGCAACACGUCUUCAACUUCACGUCCAAGUCUGCUGACUUCCUUGCUGAAAGAGCUGUGCACAAGCCGCAUGUGCUUCUCAUCUUUCAGCUAAUCUGAUUCUUCCGCAAUUGCCCGGUUCUGUGUAGUUCUAACCAACAGAAAACUCUGGCCCUUCCAAAUCGGGUGCCGUUGAAAGAUUGUGACGCAACUCUAGAAUGAAGAGUUCAUAGCGCCUGCUUUCAGGAUAGUGUUUUCACGAAGUUGAUCAAAAGUUGAAUUGUGCAAAGCAGAGAUGUUUUCUGCGAUGGCUAGGGCAACGUCGAGUGGGUCGCUUCUUUCGUGGCCCGCUCGCAUCCAGACAGAAUCCACCACUAUCAGACAGAACAGCUGUCAGGCUACCAGUAUCCCAGUUAACCACCUGAAAGCCGCAUGUGCCAGCCAGUCCACUGGACACAAGCAUCGAUUCCUUACCUUGUCGUCAGCUUUUGCGGCAGUACCUAGUGGCAGAGGAACCUUGUGGGCCUCUUGCAGACCAGGGUGUCUGAGACUUAGAGGAAGGCGGCGAGCGGUGCAAGCCGAUGCGAAGAUGUUCGUACCAGGGUUUGGAGAGAAGUCACCUGAAGCCAAGGCAGCCGACUCGCUUCACAACUUCUUCACGUUCACAGCGCUCAAAAUCGUGUUGUCCCAGCUGCAGAGUUACAACCCGGAUGCCUAUAAGGAUCUGAUGGAGUUCGCUCAAAAGUCGCCCUUGAAAGAUGGUGACGAGUUUGUCCACCAACUGAUGCGGGUGUCUCCCCAGCACAAAACGCUGGCCAUGCGGAUCUUGGAGGUCCGGUCAGCUUAUGCAUCGGAGGAUUUCGAGUGGGACAACGUUCAGAAACUUUCCAAGAAGCGCAUGGAAGAAUCGAACACCAAGGUGUUGAGGGAGUUUUUGCAACAGAGUAGUGGGAUGAGUUGAGUUCGGAUUGCAGGCAAGAGCGUUGUCGUGGGUGGGGUUGUGACGUUUGUCAUUAUGAUUGGAGGUGAUGUUGUUGCCAUUGUAACAAGGAUAGAUGGUUAGACUCGCAAGCUGAACAUACUGGACAUAACCAAUUCAUCCAGCUAGGAUAGACGCGGUUGCACCAUUCAUUGAGAUGACGUGAACUUUUUGUGGUGGUCAGCUUAACACUUUGCUAUCUGCACAAGCCGCAACGUGGGGAGAUCAGCUUUAGACUGGGGGCUGCUUGUCUCUUGUACAGAGCUCAAAUAGAACUAGCACUGCAGCUCAUGAAACACGCAUGCUCGUCUUGGAACGCUACGAUCAGUGAGUCUAGAUGCAAUUGCGCGAUUCUGCCUCGGCGGUAAGGUAGAGGGUAUCAAUCACCACACAUUAAUGGCGACCUAAACUAAUGAUGAGAUGGGAAGAAUAAAUCAUUUCUGCAACACUCCGAUAACUCUCGUGUGACCUAAGAGCUGUGUGACCUAAGAUAGGCACCCGAGGGACGGGUGG
Messenger RNA from Klebsormidium nitens, 1568 nucleotides. The record is from the annotation of a GenBank genome assembly. NCBI's taxonomy places the organism in Eukaryota, Viridiplantae, Streptophyta, Klebsormidiophyceae, Klebsormidiales, Klebsormidiaceae.